Aspergillus fumigatus Af293 is the source of this 1167-nucleotide messenger RNA. Its product is annotated as phospho-2-dehydro-3-deoxyheptonate aldolase. Gene Ontology annotation, molecular function: 3-deoxy-7-phosphoheptulonate synthase activity. The record is from RefSeq and is a predicted model, not a curated record. Lineage: Eukaryota; Fungi; Ascomycota; Eurotiomycetes; Eurotiales; Aspergillaceae. Gene Ontology annotation, biological process: aromatic amino acid biosynthetic process. Gene Ontology annotation, cellular component: cytoplasm. The transcript has 4 exons. Bases 1 to 1167 code for a protein of 388 amino acids.
AUGUUGGCCACACCCGGAGUCAUCAGCCGAGGACCGGAAGUCCCGCACACUCGCCCUCAUCUCCUCGCCGGUAGCAUUGUGCCUGAGCCCUCGUCCCCUCUUAAAGACAGCAAUGUUGCAGCCUAUGAGCCUCUCAUUCCGCCUGCACUUCUGCUUCACGAGUUUCCCGUCACCCCGGCCUCUCGACGCACGAUCGAGUCAGCCCGACAGGGAGCAGCGCGGAUCAUCCAACGGAACGGCGACGACCGGUUACUGGUCAUCGUGGGGCCCUGCUCCAUACAUGAUACCGACGUGGCACGCGACUACGCUGUCCGCCUGCAGGCCGCCAUUCAGGAGCACGGAUGGGACAAGGAUCUUCUGAUCGUCAUGCGUGCCUACCUUGAAAAACCGCGGACUACGGUGGGCUGGAAAGGCUUUCUCUACGAUCCGAAUAUCGACUCCACCAACCAGGUCAACAUGGGAUUGAAGGUUGCCCGUAAAUUGCUGCUCGACAUCACUGCUCUCGGUCUCCCUGUGGCCUGCGAGGUGCUCGACACCAUCUCUCCGCAGUUUCUGGCCGAUCUGUACUCCUGGGGUGCAGUAGGGGCGCGCACGACAGAGUCGCAGGUCCACCGGCAGUUAGUCUCGGGCCUGUCAUUUCCCAUUGGCUUUAAGAAUGGGUCCUCGGGUAAUAUCACCAACGCAUGCGAUGCGAUGAAGAGCGCCUCCUCUCCUCACUCAUUCUUAGGUGUCACCGAACAAGGUCUUGCAGCCAUCGUCCACACGAAAGGAAAUCCUCAUCUUCACGUUAUCCACCGUGGAGGAGACAGCGGCCCCAACUUCGACGCUGCGUCUGUCGCGUCCACAAUCAAGGCUUACCCGAAGAAUCUCCAACCGAGUAUCAUGAUCGAUGCGUCGCACGGCAACAGCCAAAAGGAUUACCGUAACCAGCCCAAGGUGAUCGAUGCAGUUGCCUCCCAGAUCGCUGCUGGGGAGCCUGCCAUUACCGGAGUCAUGAUUGAGAGUAAUAUCAACGAGGGUAAGCAGGCUGCGCCACAGUCGGAGGACGAGGUGCAGAAGCUCAAGUAUGGUGUCUCCAUCACGGAUGGAUGUGUUGGUUUUGAGACUACAGUGAAGAUGCUCGAGACGCUCAGCCAGGUACGUGAGACAGUCCUCUACAAAGAUUGA